This is a messenger RNA of Cooperia oncophora, 1518 nucleotides long. The record is from the annotation of a GenBank genome assembly. NCBI's taxonomy places the organism in Eukaryota, Metazoa, Nematoda, Chromadorea, Rhabditida, Trichostrongylidae.
GCUGCUGGUAGGCGCUGGUGGUCGCUGCCGCAAAGUAUGAACGGCCCUUCUCCACUACUCCGCAAACGCGGCCUAAUCGUUCCAGAUGAGACUAACUACUUGAAAGUACGUGUUGUGCUGUCCCCACCGGACGUCUAUCUCGUCUGGACGCCGCUUCCGCACCAUACUAAUCGUAUCGCUUUAUUCAAAGUCGCAUACAAGGAACAAGGUUCCUCUCGAUGGACACGAGUCUACGGCUGUCCGCAGGACUUUCGUUGUCCGACGGGUCUCGUCGAUCCGGACGAUUACUGCUAUCGCCUUCAGCGCCUCCUUUUCGGCGUCCACUACAUCAGCCGAGUGUCGUAUAACCUGACCAACGGAGAUGUUCACGAUCCUGGAAGCACUAUUCAUUUCUCACUUAUGCAUCUAGCCGGUGUUGAACAGCCGUCUCAUCUACAAGUGAGUAUCACGCAGCCCCGUAUCGAGCAACAAGGACCCAGGAAUGUUGUCUAUUGGUCCACCACAGGAGACACUUCGCGGCUGCUCGGCUAUAAGAUUGAUAUCCGAAGAGAUGGUGACCGGGACUGGACUGAGCACGGCGACCUGAUUCGUUCGGAACCAUCGCAGGCACAUUUCCGCCAAUCACUUGGACCAGUACCUGUGGCUACCUACUACCUUCGGGUGAGAGCGAUUGACGGCGGCGGUAAUACCGCAGCCACUUCACCAAGCACUAGCUUUUCCGUCUCCUGCCAAGGUAAGCAAGUUGUUUCAGAGGUUUCCUACAAGGUCUUUGAUGCUUCUAUUCCAGCUCCGAUAUCGCCAGAGAAUGUACGCCUGGAUAGGGUGUCAGAUAAUCGAGUGCGAAUCUCAUGGACAUUCCCUUCAGAAGAUCCGGCCUGUCAGACAUAUUUCUUCAUCACUGGCGUUCAGAAUGGCGUCCCUGUGAAUCAUCGAGUGCCCGGAAAUGAACGGAGUUAUGACAUUGAAGGCCCAGCCAGAGGCGACUGGCGUGUUGAAGUACGGGCUGUCAAUUCGGCAGGGUCCGGACCAGCUUCUCAUCAAGCAAUCUUCACCAGUGCGCAACAAUCCCAUAAGCAUCACCGUCAUCGUCGCAGCGUUUGCGACCCUCGAACGGAUUUUUGGUGUCGUACGGAAUCACAACGAACAUCAUCCUAUCAGUACUUAGAACGCUCGUCUCAGCCCCAAGAGUGGAAGCUCGUGGGAAUGACCUUCAUGUCCAGUGGAGGAGUGAAGGGCGAUGGACGUGGCGUGUUCGGCUACCGUCUGCAAUUCCGUAGCGAAAGCUCUGGAUGGAAUCCUUAUGGCCAAAUCGUCCCGUAUGUGGGCGAUAACCAGGACUACUCCCAAACCCUCACUGGCCUUCAAAAAGGUCACACCUACGCCGUUCACAUUCAGGUUCUCGACAGGAAUUCAUACGUGAUGUAUGUCAGCCCUGAAGCGUCGGCGAGAAGCAGCUGUACAGGUUUGUCACCCACUUUAAUCCAAUUAUAUGGACCGCACCAUUCAGUUGGACAGUUC